Nylanderia fulva is the source of this 1887-nucleotide messenger RNA. RefSeq lists its product as uncharacterized. The record is from RefSeq and is a predicted model, not a curated record. Gene Ontology annotation, biological process: DNA integration. Gene Ontology annotation, molecular function: nucleic acid binding. Lineage: Eukaryota; Metazoa; Arthropoda; Insecta; Hymenoptera; Formicidae.
AUGCAAAAUAGAUUCUAUUUAUGGACUGACUCGACCAUCGUCCUAGCCUGGUUGCAAUCAUGCAACCGUACCUGGACACCCUUCGUAGCCAAUCGCGUUGGAGAGAUACAACAAUUGACCGCAAUACAAAACUGGAAACACAUACGAAGUGAGGACAAUCCCGCAGACCCAUUGUCAAGAGGCAUCAUGCCAGCAUCUUUAUCUCAUCUACAAAUUUGGUGGACAGGUACUCCGUGGCUAACGCUUGAUAAGAAAAAAUGGCCUCAAGGUCUACUUGUCACCUCUAAUCAAGACGCACCAGAAAGGAGGUCUAAAUGCAUCACCACGCUAGCAACUAAUGAUCAAGAUUUUAACAUCUUCAAUCGAUACUCAAGAUUUACAAGAUUGAUUCGAAUCGUUGCGUAUAUCUUUCGAUUCUUCAAAAACGCAAGAAAUAUUGGAGGAUCUAUUAGAAGAUCUCAAGAAUCUAUUACGCCUGCACGAAUAAUUCAACCUAUAACCACUGACGAAAUAAAUCACGCCAUUCAGAUAUUGGUAAAACUUGUACAGAAAGAUUGUUUUUCAAAGGAGUUGCAUUCAUUAUCUAAUCAAGGCAUCAUAUCUCCAAACAGUCCUGCAUCAAGGUUAAGCCCAUUCAUCGAUGAAACUGGAAUCUUGAGAGUCGGGGGCCGUCUACAAUCUUCAUCGUUGCCGCGCUCAGCAAAGCAUCCCAUAUUAUUGCCUGGACGACAUUCAUUAUCACACCUUAUCAUAAUGCACGAACAUGAAAAACACUUACAUGCUGGACCUCAAGCUACACUCGCUGCCGUUCGACAGAACUAUUGGCUCGUCUCAGCGCGAGAUAUUGUUCGUCAGAUCACUCGAAAAUGUACCAUUUGUUUUCGCAGUGCACCGAAACCAGCAUCAACAAUCAUGGGUAAUCUGCCCAAGCCACGAAUUACAGUACCCUCAAGGGUCUUCGAAAAUUGCGGAGUAGACUACGCCGGUCCAUACUACUACAAGCAAGGAUUGAGAAAAAAUACCAAGUUAAUAAAGUGCUAUAUGACAAUAUUUGUCUGUUUUGCAACGAAGGCCGUCUACAUUGAGUUAGCCACGGAUAUGACUUCAGAAGCAUUUUUAAAUGUUUUCAAGCGAUUUAUCUCCAGGCGAGGAUAUCCAGCCAACAUAUACUCCGACAAUGGCCUAAACUUUGUAGGUGCAGAACGUGAAUUGAACGAGUUAGUUGUAUUAUUCAAGAAUCAAAAAUUCCAACAUGAAAUCGCUGGAUACAUGAGCGAUAAAAAUGUACAAUGGCACUUUAUCCCACCCAGAGCACCUCACCAUGGAGGGCUUUGGGAAGCUGCAGUCAAAAUGGCUAAAGUGCAUAUAUCUCGAAUAACCAAAGACGCUCACCUAAGAUAUGAGGAGCUACAAACGUUGCUUAUUCAAGUCGAAGCAAUCCUUAAUUCUAGACCACUCACGCCUAUGUCUUCUGAUCCUGAUGACCUUGCACCUUUAACAGCAGGACACUUUUUAAUAGGGGGACCUCUAACGUCUUAUCCCGAACCAUCAUUGGAGAAUCUUGCAAUCAAUCGUUUAUCACGCUGGCAGCAUCUGGAGCAAUUGAGGCAACAUUUCUGGCGACGUUGGACGAAGGAAUAUCUUCAUCAUCUCCAGCAACGCAAUAAAUGGCAAUCUAUUGAUUCAUCAAUAUAUAAAGGGCAAAUAGUAAUUCUAAAGGAGGACAACAUGCCACCUUUAUCUUGGCCCCUAGGAAGAAUAUCAGAGAUCCAUCCGGGACACGAUGGAAUCGUUCGCACGGCUACCAUCAAGACAACUAAAGGUUCUUAUAAGCGCCCUAUCACACGUUUAUGUUUACUUCCUUUCGAUAAUGAGCCUCAGUCAUGA